AAGAAGGAGAGAUCUACUUUCGUUCUGGAGAAUCCUUAAUAGGCUUCAAAGCUUCUCCUUACAAAGAUGCAAACCUUGCCCAGUCCUGGAGAAUCCAUCACCUGUAGUGGCCCGCACUAUGACAGAGCGAAAGAAGCAAAGGAAUUCGACGAGACCAAAGCCGGCGUCAAAGGCCUCAUCGACUCCGGCAUGGCCAAGGUCCCUAGGCUCUUCAUCCACCCUCCCCAGAACCUGCGCGACGUGUCCUCUGACACAGAGGGGUCCGCCACUGACCUUAAGGUCCCCAUCAUCGACAUGAUGGGCUGUCAGGAUUCCCGGCUGCGGCGAGACGUGGUCGACGACCUCCGUAGAGCGUCGGAGACGUGGGGGUUCUUCCAGAUAAUUAACCACGGGAUCCCGGUCGAUGUGAUGGACAGCGUGUUGGAAGCUGUCAAGCAGUUCCACGAGCAGCCUGAGGGAGUGAAGGGAGAGUGGUACUCCAGGGACGACGCUAGGAAAUUUAGGUACUACAGCAAUGGAGACUUGUUUUUGUCCAAAGUAGCAACUUGGAAGGACACUCUCCUGUUUGAUUUCCCGUUUGGAGAGCCAGACCGAGAGGCAGUCCCUCUUCUAUUCAGAGAAACGGUUUUUGAGUACGAAAAACACGUGGAAAAAUUGAAGGGAUCUCUGUCUGAACUACUAUCAGAGGCACUGGGGCUCGAUUCAGGCUAUCUUGGUGACAUUGAAUGCAUGGACUCCAAGAGAAUAGUAAGCCAUUAUUACCCAACUUGCCCUGAGCCAGAGCUGACUCUGGGCACAAUCAAUCACUCAGAUGCCACAUAUCUCACUCUUCUCCUGCAAAACCACAAUGGUGGCCUCCAAGUCCGGCACCAGAACCAGUGGGUCGAUGUCUCCCCGGUGCCUGGAGCCAUCCUAGUCAUCAUUGGAGACUUCAUGCAGCUUGUUAGCAACGACAAGUUCAAGAGUGUGGAGCACCGGGUCCUUGCCAGGCGGGCUGGGCCCCGGGUCUCAGUCUUGUGCUUCCUCUUCCCAGGGGAGACGCGUAAGUCGAAGCCGUACGGGCCGAUAAAGGAGCUUCUCGACGAGAACAAUCCGCCCAUGUACAGGGAGACCUCUUUCACAGAGUAUUUUGGGUAUUACCUCUCCAGUGGCAAUGGCCUCAAUGGCGAAUCUGUGCUUCCUCAUUUCAGAGUAAGCGAGCCCAAGUAGAGAGUAGAAAAUGCAACAAAAAUCUUUGAAGAAGGUGUCGGCCUUCACAUGAAAUCCGAUGGCUGUCUUUUCAUUGAAUGUAGCGAUAGGACCACACCUCGAAAAGAAUAAUCAGAAUCUACUUUGAUUUGAUCGAGACUGAAACAAGAAAUUGCCAAAAUAUGAUGGCAUGCUCCUUCAGUCUCUGUGAAAGCAUUUGAAUCUCUUUCCCCUAAAUUUAUCGCGAGUUUCAUCA
Molecule: messenger RNA, 1444 nt
Organism: Eucalyptus grandis
Lineage: Eukaryota; Viridiplantae; Streptophyta; Magnoliopsida; Myrtales; Myrtaceae
Product: 1-aminocyclopropane-1-carboxylate oxidase homolog 1-like
Exons: 3
Coding region: 67-1209 (380 amino acids)
Source: RefSeq, a predicted model, not a curated record